AAACGUCAAAACAAAGUGGACUGGGAGCCGAGAUUCGCGAAUCGCGUGUGUUGUUACGUAUCGUCCGAAAUAAUCAAGCAAUAUUUUUCUAUCUUUUUAACAUUUUACGGAAAUGAGCUGGGUGGGGAGCAUCGUGACCAGAGCCUUGAACAGCUUAUGGCAACCGCAGCUUACGUCCGUGCGUUUUCGCUACCACGCCGAUAAGGUAGCCCGAGGACGACUUGUUCGCCGGUACGGCUACAAGGAAAAGAUUCUACAAGGCGGUAUGCUGCCCCAUUUGGAUAAUGGUCAGAAACUGCCGAUGCCGGAUUACAAACCAAAGAAUGCCUGGUGUGAAAAGCGAGCACUGUUCGGCCAGAAUGACUACAUCGACAUCUUAGGGAACGAUCGGUUGCAUCCAACCAGGGUCCUCUACUCCGUUCCUUCCUGGCUGCGAGGAGUAUCGGGCAAUGAGUACCAAGUUUUGCUUCGAAAGCGUAAAAUGCUCAGUCGAACGAUUUAUCCGGUGGCACGGCCCACAAAGUGGAGAGACAUGGAGAAGAGAAUUUCCUAUCUGUACCGGUUCCUGAACAGGAAGACCAAAACUGGGCCUUCAAAUAUUUAAAUGAGAGUAGUGAAGGAUGAUUAUUUGAUGUAUUUAGUAGAGGUGAAAUAAAAGCCAAAAUAAUGUUAAACAAUA
This is a messenger RNA of Aedes aegypti (yellow fever mosquito), 679 nucleotides long. It is a transcript of the gene mRpL51, whose product is annotated as 39S ribosomal protein L51, mitochondrial. The transcript has 2 exons. The record is from RefSeq and is a predicted model, not a curated record. NCBI's taxonomy places the organism in Eukaryota, Metazoa, Arthropoda, Insecta, Diptera, Culicidae. Gene Ontology annotation, cellular component: mitochondrial large ribosomal subunit. Gene Ontology annotation, molecular function: structural constituent of ribosome. Bases 113 to 604 code for a protein of 163 amino acids. Gene Ontology annotation, biological process: translation.